Molecule: messenger RNA, 1648 nt
Organism: Humulus lupulus (European hop)
Lineage: Eukaryota; Viridiplantae; Streptophyta; Magnoliopsida; Rosales; Cannabaceae
Exons: 8
Coding region: 74-1462 (462 amino acids)
Biological process (GO): regulation of GTPase activity
Molecular function (GO): protein binding
Source: RefSeq, a predicted model, not a curated record
AUAAAAAUCGAUAGAGUAAAGAGAGAAGAAAGGAAUGGCGUGACUGAGUGAAGCUUCAUUUCCAAUACCAACAAUGGCGAAGCGAACCUACACCACCGAUUUAGGCUGCAUAGCUUGCCAGGAGCUCGGCGAACUUGGAGCCGGCAAGGAGGGUUGGCUCGUCGAUAACCCCAAUCUGUUAUGCGCUCUUGACACCCACGCCAUUGCGCUUGCUAACCGAUCCCUAAUCGUCACUCUCGGCUGGUCCGAUUCGGAUGCUUCCCGUGUCAAGAUCCGUCCCGCAUUAUCCCCCAUUGAUGCCGAGUUCAUCUCCGCCAUUGAGUGGUUGGUCUUCGACGAAAUUCGGGUGAUUGCGAUUGGGACCUCUUGUGGGUACCUUCUGCUUUUCUCUCUCGCUGGGCACUUGAUUCAUAAGCAGUUUAUACAUCCUGGACGGGUUUUAAAGUUGAGAGUCCGUGGAACAAAGAGAGAUUUGAUCCAAGAAACCUCCUCAGAGGAGGUUUGUGUUGUUAUGCAAGGAGUAAUUGCUCGUUUUGAUGGCUCUGAAAUUCAGAAUAUGCUGCAGCAAUGGCAUCAUGAUACAAAUUCUCGGUUUUGGGAUAGAAAACCAAGAAAUCAAGAUAAUGAUGAGGCUGGAAAUUCUUAUGGACGAUUGUCUUACCAGCUAUGGAAUGUCAGCAAGUAUGGAAGUUGUGCAGAUGCAGCAAUCAGUGGGAUAAUGCCUCCACCACUGAUGGAGCUACAGUCAAGUCAGCGUUAUUUCUGUGCAGUCACCGUUGGAGACGAUGCUGUGAUCUCAGCCUUCAGGCUAUCGGAGGAUAGAAGUAGGUCUUUAGUUGGAGCUAUCUUAUCUAAAGUCGUUCCUGCAACAUUUUCUACAAUAGCUUCCUUUUCUAAAAUGAUUUGGCGCAGUGAACAAAAUGCACCUAAAAAAUCAAAUGUGAAGCCUCAACCUUUUGCUCGUGCUUCUCCAUUGACAUCUUUGAAGGAUUUCCCUAGAAAGGGCGAGAAACUCACCUUAUCUCCUAGUGGCACGCUAGCUGCAAUAACAGAUUCACUCGGCCGUAUUUUGCUUUUAGACACUCAGGCACUUGUGGUCGUGCGGCUAUGGAAGGGAUAUCGUGAUGCUAGUUGCCUAUUCAUGGAGAUGCUAGUCAAUAGAGAUAAUAAUGUAGCUUCUAGUUCUAGCUAUUAUGAACCUGUAAAGAGUGAUUAUUGCCUCUGUCUGGCUAUUCAUGCCCCUCGAAAAGGAAUAGUUGAGUUCCUUGGCAAUAUUGUGCAGAUUUGGCAGAUGAGAACUGGGCCACGGCUUCGAACUAUUCGAUCUGCUAAAGGCAGCAAAAUACUCCAACCAACUUACCGGUUUGGAUCAUCUCUAGCUUCUUCCCCAUAUGUUCCUUUGGAGGUUUUCUUGUUGAAUGGUGAUUCUGGUCACAUUUCGAUUUUAAAUCGAACCCUUUGAAUGUAAAAAGCUGCAUCUUUUGCUCUUAUUCUUGAAGUUAAUUGAUGAUUCUUAUUCCAAUUAAUAACAUAUCCUGUUUGGGUCUCAGCCAAAGGAAGAAAAAUAACCAUAGGGUGUCUGUAAUAUAGUUUGAUACAAUUGUUUACAUAAUGUUACAUGAAUCCAGCUUCUUCUUUUUUUAAACAA